GUUCUUACACACACUUCUUCCCUCUCCUUCAGAUCGCUAUCCUUAUACAGGCUGGACGAGGAGGAUGAACUACGAAAAAGGAUCAUACAGAGAUUUUGUCCGAUCUCGAUGCCAAACCAACCCUUGCGUCACUGGAUUAGCCGAUUAUUUGAGAUGUGGGCCUGGAGCUGCCAGUACCAUCGUUACUCUCGACUACUCCCGGGACGGACAAUCGGUACCGAAUCCUCUAACGGUAUCCGAGGUUGAUCUGGCCAAGCUGAUGGGUGCGACCUCUACAACCGCUGGCCGGAUUGUGCUCGUUGAGAACAUCCAACCCCAUUUGGUCUGUUUGCUCGGCGAGAUUUUUGAUGUGGAUCCAAUCUUCUUUGCCGGCCACGUCACCACCGACUUCAAAGACAUCGAGAAUGCACCACCUCCUCCUUCACUUGCGUUGUUUCCAUCCCAGAUUGCUGAAAAUGGCUAUCUCCAUCUCCACUAUCAGCAGGUAUUGGACCUGGGAAGCGCAGACUUGUUUACAUCUUCGUACAGUCUGAAAUCGGACUCCGACGUUCCUCGAAAUGUCAGACUUCUACCGCAUCUAUCAGGCCGACAGAUUGCUUUGGCUCGAGCGUGCUGUUCUAUUCUAGUGAAAAAGAUCAAAGGCAUAUGGAUUUGCUUAAUCCUGGUGGAUCCCCCUGUCAAUAUGGUUCUUGAGACGUUGGGGUUAGGCGGCCGAAAGUCAUAUCCAAGUAUGAUGUUGCAUGGAGGAUUCGAGGAAUUUAAGCAACCGACGUCUUUCGCGUCUUUCGGAUCUACCACGAGCGAUCGUUUACCAGAUAAGAAGUCGAUGCUCAGUAACCUGCUCCGCUACUUCCGCCACCAACCACCUGGGUUCAUGAUAACAGAGCCUAGCAUCUUGAGCCUCGGCUACUACCCGAUACGUAUCGUCUUAGCUGAGUGGAAUCUUUACAUGCUCCUGAUGAGUCGUUACUUGAAAUAUUAUGAAUAUACUCUGCACGACAUCGAGAAUCGACUGCACGAUAGCGACAUUAUCGACCUUCAACGUUGGCGGCGGCGGAACAUGCAAAGCCGACACAAACUAAAUCUUCUCUCUGAGUUCAUCGAUUAUUGGUUACAACAGGAAUCCAAAAAGCAGCCGUGGGAUUUUAUACUGAAAGAUAUCAAGCAUGUAUCGUCACAGCUAGAGCAUUACAGCCGCUCGCUCGAGCAUAUGGUCCCAGUAGCAACGUCGAUGGUACAGCUGUUCGACUCACGGCGGUCGAUACAAGAGGCUGCCAACGUUAGCCGGCUCACUUUUAUUGCGCUGGUGUUUGUGCCGCUGUCUUGGGUCGCCAGCCUUUUCAGCAUGUCAGAAGAUUACUCUCCAGGACACAAGAGCUUUUGGGUAUAUUUUGCUACUGCACUGCCAGUUAUGAUUCUAGUCUUGCUUUUAUCAACUGUGCAAGGGGAUCGACUGAAGGGAAAAUUGAAGAGGAUUUGGGUAGUUUUACGACGGUAAGCGGGAAGACGAAGGACUGAAGCAGUGUUAGCGUAGAUAUACAAAAUGUAAUAAUUGUUCUAUGAUCUACA
Podospora bellae-mahoneyi is the source of this 1569-nucleotide messenger RNA. RefSeq lists its product as uncharacterized. The transcript has 2 exons. Lineage: Eukaryota; Fungi; Ascomycota; Sordariomycetes; Sordariales; Podosporaceae. Gene Ontology annotation, molecular function: oxidoreductase activity; metal ion transmembrane transporter activity. The coding region runs from base 65 to 1498 and encodes 477 amino acids. Gene Ontology annotation, cellular component: membrane. The record is from RefSeq and is a predicted model, not a curated record. Gene Ontology annotation, biological process: transmembrane transport; metal ion transport.